Molecule: messenger RNA, 1731 nt
Organism: Malania oleifera
Lineage: Eukaryota; Viridiplantae; Streptophyta; Magnoliopsida; Santalales; Ximeniaceae
Product: U-box domain-containing protein 62-like
Exons: 8
Coding region: 249-1532 (427 amino acids)
Biological process (GO): protein ubiquitination
Molecular function (GO): ubiquitin-protein transferase activity
Source: RefSeq, a predicted model, not a curated record
UUGAAGCAAAAACCGUAUAAAAAACAAAAACACCAAAUCAAAACCGACACUGUAAACUCCUUCAGAUGUCACGAUGACAACUCCACCACCAGUUGAGUGUCAUUCCGGCUGUUCGAAGCCGAAUCGCUCACUCUCUCUCUCUCCUGGAUCAAGCUUCCAUCGACUCAUUCCCACCCUAAAUUUAUGAUUUUCAUUAUUUAUUUAUUUGUAAAUUUCAAGCCCAAUUAGGUUAGGGUUUCUAUGUGCGCAUGGCCUCCUCGGAGGAGAUAGGGUUACAGAGGCUGGACAAUGGACUCAACUCUCACUCCCAGCUGGUCUUCCACGACGACACCCUUCCCCGCUUCAAUUGUGCCGCCGCCACCUCCCCUCACCGCCGCGCCGGUGACCCCGGCCCCAAAACCCGCGAGCUCAGCGCCUUCAUCGACGACAAGAUCUUCCCACCCGUCGACCGCGACCGCUAUUUCCCCUCCCAGGCGGAGUUCCGCCGUAGCAUCUUCGCCGCCGUGCCUCACCGCCGGGACCAUCCCUUGAGCGAUGGAUCGGACGACGAGGACGAUGACGAGGACGACGAGGACGAGGACGAGGACGACGAUGAGGGCGACGGCGAGGUCGAGGCAUUGGUCGCGGUAGACGAUCCCAGUCAUAAUAAGAGUCACAACACCAGCAGCACUGGCACAACAAAAGCCAAACUCCGCUCGUCUCUUGGAUCCAACAGGGAAUUAAUGGUGAAAGACAGCAGCUUUGUGCAAACUGCAAAUAAUGCUAGAGCGAGCCCAAGCGAAAAUCAUUCUCACCAGCAAGGGCGUGUUGUUCAUCUCCAGAAUGCGGUCACAAUUGCAGUGACCGAUGGGGACGUGUACUAUUCACAGUUUUUACAAGGUCCAGAGGGAUCAGGGUCUGCCUAUGGGCAGAAGGAGUCGGGUGUGGAAAAUGGAUGUGGGUUUAGUGGCAGAAAGGAAGCUGCAUUUUCAAGUGAAUCAGGAGAUUCUUUAAGGGCAAUUCUCUCAGACCCCAUAACAGGAGCUCUCAUGGAUGAUGCGGUGAUAUUGCCCUGUGGACAUUCCUUUGGAAGUAGUGGAAUGCAGCAAGUUAUACGAAUGAAAACUUGCUUCACUUGCUCACAGUCUGUUUCAGAAGAGUCAGUGGCACCAAAUCUCUCUCUUAGAGCUGCUGUUCUGGCAUUCCGGCGGGAAGAAGAGUCACAGUUUUAUCGUGCAUCGAAAAGAAGAAGAGAGAGAUUUGAACAGGACAAGAGUAACUACUGCGAUUCAUAUAUUGAUCCUCCCAGAGGUAGAGGUGUUCAGUUUCCAUUUUCCGUGACAGACCGAGUUAUUAUAAAGGGGAAUAAGCGGACUCCACAGCGCUUUGUUGGACGCGAGGCUGUUGUAACAACACAAUGCCUGAAUGGAUGGUACGUGGUUAAGACACUGGACAAUGCAGAGAGCGUGAAGUUGCAGUAUCGCUCACUCGCUAAGGUUUCUGAUAAUUCUUCGUCAAAGCCCCUGCCAAGCAAGGCACCAAACUGGCUCUAAACCCCGCACUGUCCUGUAUGCACAACAGUGGAGCAGUGAGAGUGUUCGUGAGUGUUGCCAAUUUGUUAAGUCUAACUUACACCGGUUUGACGGAUUGAGAGCUUUUUCCUGUUUAUAUUCAGGCCUUGUAAAUUAUUAGAAGCUAUACCACAAUGAUGUGAUUCGAAAAGCGGUAGAGAAUGAAGUUUUCAGUAACAAA